CGGUGAUCGAAAAGGAGCAGCGAAAUCGAAGGCGAAAUCUGAGAAAGACGAAAUUCAGAUCAUCAAAGUCUAAGUGGCAUCAGCUCAAGCCGCGCGAAGACAACAGUGUUGAUAUUUUGGUACAAUUUCGGCUCCACUCACUUACGGUUGACUGGAACCGGAUUUAUUGUGGUCAGUUUCGCCCGGAAUCUUUCGGCAAUAAAAGUUCUUGUUUCGUCAUUUCAAAUCCUGCACCGCUAUGUGGCUUGCAAGGUGUGUUUCCAUACUGGCAUUUGCGCAUUUUGCCGUAGUUCCGUAUUGCGAUGCCGUCGAACCGGUAACAGUUUCAGUAGUUGCGGGCCUUACGGGCCUUGUGAGCAGUGCCGGUUGGUUCGGAAAAGAUUUCCUGCUGGACAAUACGUACUGCAAGUUCACCGAAUGUUGCCGGAAACCGUAUAUAAAGGCGGACGUGGCAGCUUUGAAGGCCAGUCUGAAAGGAUCUCUAUACGGUCAACAUAUCGUCCAAGAUGUCCUGGUGAACGCCAUUGGGGCCCAUUAUGAUAAUAUAGAAAACUCUAGGAAGCCGCUUGUGAUGAGCUUCCAUGGGACGCCAGGAACCGGAAAAAACUAUGUGUCUGAUUUUGUGGCAGCGGCGCUGUACAAGAAUGGUAUAAGCAGUAAAUUUGUAUACAAAUACACUGCAAGUGAUCUCGACACGGUAAAUAUGUCAUUUUGUUUGAAAUUUUCUAUUUUAAAGCAUAAAAUAUUUCCACAGGAUCUCGCUGCCAGUGUGAAGCAAACGGUGAAAAACUGUCCAUAUUCCUUAUUCAUUUUCGACGAAAUAGAAAGAAUGCCGACCGGAGUUUUUGACUCCAUAGUAUCGCUACUGGAUCACCAUUCUGCUCUCAAAGGUUUCGACUUCACAAAAUCCAUUUUUAUUUUUCUAUCAAAUAGUGCAGGGAUUGAAAUAGCGAAAAAAUUGAAGUCUCUCAUGGAUGACGGCAGCUAUCGCGACCAAACAAAGUUGAGCGAUUUCGAACGCAUCGCAGAACUUGCCGCGUACAAUUUGAUCGGCGGCCUAUAUCGCAGUGGAGUAAUUGAAUCGCACGUUAUCGAUCACUUUGUACCCUUCCUUCCUUUGGAACCUAGACACGUUUUGCUGUGCAUUAAGAAGGAGUUGCAACUACAACAAUGUCCCGAGACGAGCGAAAAUGAUAUCAAGAAAAUUAUGGACGAGGCGAUGACCCCCGAUAAAACCGAACAAUUUUCAAAUAACGGUUGUAAACGUUUAAGUAAAAAAGUUGAAGCUUUUUGUUACCAACGGCGGUUGAAACAUAAUUAUAAUAAUAAGCGUUAAGAUAUAUUAGAAUAGGAAUGUCGUAUAAUAAUCAUUAUUGGCUCGUGAAUCAAUAGUUAGCAAAGAAAAAAGUGUGCUUAGCUAAUCUAUAUUUGUAAAAAUGUAUGAUAAUAAAUUUUAACGAACCAAAUGCAUCAUGUGUAACCAAAUCCGGAAGUAAAAACCCUUCAUCUAAGGAGUAGUUGAAUCAAUAA
Molecule: messenger RNA, 1530 nt
Organism: Aedes aegypti (yellow fever mosquito)
Lineage: Eukaryota; Metazoa; Arthropoda; Insecta; Diptera; Culicidae
Gene: Torsin
Product: torsin-like protein
Exons: 7
Coding region: 239-1336 (365 amino acids)
Biological process (GO): cellular response to misfolded protein
Cellular component (GO): endoplasmic reticulum
Molecular function (GO): ATP binding; ATP hydrolysis activity
Source: RefSeq, a predicted model, not a curated record